CAUGUCACCCAAACCACCCAUCACCCUUCAGUUCACCACCACCACCACCUGGAAGGCAGGAAGCCAGGAACCAAAGCGAAAAUGAUCAAAGACGCCAACUUGGCCGCCGACGCCGCACCAUCAGCACCAGAGCUCGGGCAUGAGGAGUCCGAGCGCGAGGAGCCGCCCCGCGCACCCGCGCGCGCGGCCGCUGCGCCGGCGCCGCCGCCGCCGCUGCCGUACCAGGAGAUGCUGAGGUCGACGGCGUACGAGCGGAUGCGCGCGGAGCACCCCGAGGAGUUCGCGCCGGUCAGCGUCUUCUUCACGCACGACCCGCGGAGCGCCAUCGACCGCCGCAAGGGCUUCCGCGUCAAGGCCGCGCUCGUCUACGAGGCCGUCACGGGCCACCACUCCGACGACCACACGCGCGCCAACAGCCUGCUCCUCGCCCUCGCCAAGGAAUGCCAUUCCAGAAUAAUCCAGGCACCGACCGGCGAUGCAGCAGCCACAGCCGGAGGAGCAGGAGAUGCUUCAAAGUCCGAGGAUGCUCUUCAGACUCCGAGACCUGAUAACCAAGAAACCGACGACAAGGGAAAAAGCAACAACGCACCAGCGGCGGAGCUCACCGACGAGGGCUGGGACGAGAGGCAGAAGCGCGUCGUGGACGGGAUCUUCCUCGUCGUCGGCUUCCUGCCGAAGCUCAACGAGGCGAUCGCCAAGAGCGGCGGCGACCGCGACGGCGUAGACGAGACCUUCAAGUCGCAGCACAUGCACGACAUCGUCACGGACGUGGUCAAGCUCGAGAACCAGCUCCCGUUGCGGGACCUGCUCGACGUGGCCGGCGUCGUCGAGGCCGCGGUCAGGGAGACGGUCGCCGGCGCCGGCGAGUACAAGCUGCCCUACGCCAUGGACAGCUUCGGCGACGUGGUCCGCGACUUCUGCUGGUACUACUCGCCCUUCUCCUCCUCGAGGAAGGCCGCGGCGAGCCCGUUCAAGAGCGUGGCCGCCGACGACGCCAUGGCGGCGCGCACGCUCCUGGACUGCCUGCACAUGAGCGUGGUGAAGCCGCCGCCGCCGCCGCAGGGGGCGGGCGCGAGCGGCGGCGGCGCCACCGGCCGGCCGUCCCGCAUGCCCACGGCGCGGGAGCUCCGGCGGUCGGGGGUCCGGAUCCAGGCCUCCGAGACCGGCCGCGCCGAGGUCGAGUUCGCGCAGCCGGCGGUGCGGCUGCCGGCGCUGGUGUACGACUUCAAGCUGGCCACGGUGGCCCGGAACCUCCUUGCGCGGGAGUACGACGAGCAGAGCAAGCCGGUCACGCGCUACUUCCAGAUGAUGAACGAGCUCGUGGAGGACGCCGCCGACGUCCGGAUCCUCCGCGGCGCCGGCGUGGUCCGUGGCGGGUCCGGCGGCGGCGCGCAGCCGCAGGAGGUGCUCAGGCUGGUCAAGGGCAUCGACAGGCACGCCACGUACCCGUCCGUGUACAUGGCCAUGGACCGGGAGAUCGAGAAGGUGAGGAAGUACCACGACCAGAGGAUGGCGAGCUUCUUCGUCCGCAACCGCCCCGGCGUCAUCUGGGCAUCGUCGGUCGCCGCCAUCUCGGUGGUCGCCAUCGUCGCCGCGAGGAGGAAUCGGGGGUGAGCCGGAGAAGACGAGCGAAUCAGUAUAUACGCAGCAAAAAAAAAACAGUGCUGUCACGUAUACGUACGUACAUUGUACAUAGAUAUUGUCACUUGAUGUGUUGUAAGGUGUAUCAUGGUUCAUAUACAAAUACACCGAUUAGCGGAAUACGACUACUGUCUACUGAUAUAAGGCAAUAAUAAAGUCGAACGCGUGUGCUAGCAAGAAUAGUAGCAAGCAAAUUGAACAUUGGGCUU
Messenger RNA from Setaria italica (foxtail millet), 1850 nucleotides. RefSeq lists its product as uncharacterized. NCBI's taxonomy places the organism in Eukaryota, Viridiplantae, Streptophyta, Magnoliopsida, Poales, Poaceae. The coding region runs from base 82 to 1614 and encodes 510 amino acids. The record is from RefSeq and is a predicted model, not a curated record. The transcript is spliced from 2 exons.